This is a messenger RNA of Sander lucioperca (pikeperch), 4276 nucleotides long. RefSeq names its product elongation factor like GTPase 1 (gene efl1). Bases 80 to 3445 code for a protein of 1121 amino acids. The transcript is spliced from 23 exons. Gene Ontology annotation, molecular function: GTPase activity; ribosome binding; GTP binding. Lineage: Eukaryota; Metazoa; Chordata; Actinopteri; Perciformes; Percidae. Gene Ontology annotation, biological process: cytosolic ribosome assembly. The record is from RefSeq and is a predicted model, not a curated record. Gene Ontology annotation, cellular component: ribonucleoprotein complex; cytosol.
CACCUAUGUUAGCUAGUGGGCGUCAUAGUGGGCGUGGCUAAUUUGGCUCAUCAACUUCCGGGAAAACAGCGUGUUCGCCAUGGGACACACCAGCCUGGAUAAGAUCAUUGCACUGCAGAGAAACCCUGCCAACAUUAGAAACCUUUGCAUUCUGGCACAUGUUGACCAUGGCAAAACUACUCUGGCUGACUGCUUGGUGGCAAGUAAUGGUAUCAUAUCAACUCGGCUGGCUGGGAAGCUGAGGUAUCUGGACAGCCGGGAGGAUGAACAGAUCAGAGGAAUCACCAUGAAGUCUAGUGCCAUCUCCCUGCAUUACAGAAAUGGAGAUCAGGACUACCUACUAAAUCUGAUCGACUCUCCUGGUCACAUCGACUUCUCCUCAGAGGUUUCCACUGCUGUCCGCCUGUGUGACGGGGCCAUUAUAGUUGUUGAUGCUGUGGAGGGAGUGUGUCCUCAGACCCAGGCUGUGCUGCGCCAGGCGUGGCUGGAGAACAUCAGGCCUGUCCUGGUCAUCAACAAGAUAGACCGACUCAUCCUGGAGCUGAAGCUCACCUCUCAGGAAGCUUACAGCCACCUGCAGAAGAUCCUGGAACAGGUAAACGCGGUGACAGGCACUUUGUUUACAUCCAAAGUGAUGGAGGAGCGGGCGGAGAAAGAGAAGAAGGAGGAGGAGGUGGAGGAGGAGGAGAAAGAAAGCAAGAUCCUGAGUGGAGAUCAGGUUUAUGACUGGAGUGCCGGACUAGAGGAGGCCGACGACUCCCAACUCUACUUCUCCCCCGACCAGGGGAAUGUGGUGUUUGCCAGCGCCAUCGAUGGUUGGGGCUUUAGCAUCCAGCAGUUUGCCCACAUCUACAGCCAGAAAAUGGGUAUCAAGGCAGAGGUGCUGCUCAAAACCCUGUGGGGAGAUUUCUACCUCAAUGCUAAAGCAAAGAAGAUCAUGAAAGGAGCUCAGGUCAAAGGAAAGAAGCAGCUGUUUGUGCAACUUGUGCUGGAUAACAUUUGGAGUUUAUAUGAUGCCGUUGUCACUAGGAGAGACAAGGAGAAAGUGGAGAAGGUGAUAGCAUCACUCGGGGUGAAGGUGUUGGCCAGGGACUCUCGUCACUCGGACCCCAAAGUUCUUCUUUCUGCCAUCUGCAGCCAGUGGUUACCUCUGGCCCAGGCUGUCCUCUCGAUGGUGUGUGAGAAACUUCCUAGUCCCAUAGACAUGACGGCAGAGAGGGUGGAGAAACUGAUGAGUGUCGGGCCGCGGCGGUUCGACUCACUGCCCGAACAGACGCAAGAGCUGAAGAGAGCAUUCCUCCAGUGUUCCAGUGGGGAAAACGAUCCGCUCAUCAUCUUUGUGUCCAAGAUGUUUGCUGUUGACACCAAGACCUUGCCUCAGAACAGGCAGAGGCCGUUGACCCAGGAGGAGAUAGCCCAGCGCAGGGAGCUGGCUCGGCAGAGACAUGCUGACAGGAUGGCAGCUGAUCAGACAGCAGCAGAGAGCCGCUCACAGGAAGGCCAACCUGCAGGAUGUGACUCAGCUAAGAUGGAGGGUCUGACACUGAAGGACUCCCAGCCGGAGGAGGAGGAUCAGCAGACCUUCGUCGCGUUUGCGCGGGUCUACAGCGGUGUGGCCAAGAAAGGACGGAGAGUAUUUGUGCUGGGACCAAAGUAUGACCCCGCCCAGGGCCUGAGCAUGAUGCCAGAGGGUUCCAGUGCUUGGGACCGUGUGCCUGCCGUGCCCCAUCUGUCCAUCUGUUCCAUGGACAGCCUCUACCUGCUGAUGGGCCGGGAGCUGGAGGAGCUGGAUGAGGUGCCUGUAGGGAAUGUCCUGGGUAUCAGAGGUCUGGAGGAGUGCGUGUUGAAGUCGGCCACACUGUCCACCUCCCCCGCCUGCCCGCCUUUCAUCCCACUCAACUUUGAGGCCACGCCCAUUUUAAGGGUCGCCAUAGAACCCAAACACCCAAGCGAGAUGCCCAAGCUGGUGCGUGGGAUGCGUCUGUUGAACCAGGCGGAUCCCUGUGCUGAGGUCCUGAUCCAGGAAACAGGAGAACACGUUCUGGUCACGGCUGGCGAGGUUCAUCUCCAACGCUGCCUGGACGACCUCAGAAAGCGGUUUGCUAAAAUAGAGAUUAGCGCGUCCAAGCCCAUCAUUCCAUUCAGAGAAACAGUGGUACGUCCCCCAAAAGUGGACAUGGUGAACGAAGACCUUGGGAAGCAGCACAAAGUAGCCAUCAUUCACCAGGUGAAAGAAGAGGCCUCUCAGGGUCGACCGUCUGACACCCUCCAUGUGGACCACAGUGGACUGGUCACCCUCACAACUCCCAACAGACUGGCCACUGUCAGCGUCCGGGCCAUCCCCCUCCCACAGGAGGUGACCUGUCUGUUGGAGAGCAGCACGGAGCUGAUUCGGACUCUGGAGCAGGUGAACAUGUCCCUGAGGGAGGGGAAGAGUCUGGACAUCAGCCCCAGGACCCUGGAGGCCAUCGCUGGACUCAAGGCCCAGCUGGAGAGCCUGCUGCAGGGGAGGAAGUGGAGAAACGCUGUGGAGCAUAUCUGGGCCUUUGGCCCUCGCAGAUAUGGUCCCAACAUCCUGCUGAACCUUGUGGAAGGCUACCAGCGGCCCUCGCUGUGGCAGUGUCUGGGCAGGGGAGACCAAUCUGGCGAGGCCGGAGCUCAGGCCGCAGGUAUGCGAGACUUGGACAACAGCAUCGUCAGCGGCUUCCAGCUGGCAACUCUGUCAGGGCCCAUGUGUGAGGAGCCCCUGAUGGGUGUGUGCUUCUCUGUGGAGAGGUGGGACAUCCAGUCUGCAGCCCUGCCACAGCAUCAGGACUCCUUGAAGGAGGACUCCAUAUCCCAUGGGGCUUUAACAGACAGCAGAGUGGAAGGAAGCAGUGAGACAUGGACAGCAGGGCUGUGCCAGGCCAGGCGCAGGCCGCAGGCAGCCUCUGCAGACUGCUACGGGCCGGUCUCCGGUCAGCUGAUCGCCGCCAUGAAGGAGGCCUGCCGCCACGCCUUCCAGGCUCAGCCCCAGAGGCUCAUGGCUGCCAUAUAUACCUGCGAGAUAAUGGCCACUGCUGAGGUGCUGGGCCGAGUAUAUGGCGUACUGGGGAAGCGAGAGGGUCGUGUCCUCCAUGAAGAGAUGAAGGAAGGGACGGACAUGUUCAUCAUCAAGGCCGUUCUGCCUGUGGCCGAGAGCUUUGGAUUUGCAGACGAGAUCCGCAAGAGGACCAGCGGAUUGGCCAGUCCACAGCUGGUCUUCAGCCACUGGGAGGUGAUCAGCAGCGACCCAUGCUGGGUUCCCACCACAGAAGAAGAAUACCUGCACUUCGGGGAGAAAGCCGACUCUGCAAACCAGGCCCUGAAAUACAUGAACGCUGUCCGCCGCCGCAAAGGCCUCUACGUGGAGGAGAAGAUAGUCGAGCACGCAGAGAAGCAGAGAACACUCGGCAAGAACAAGUAGAGAAGAAAACCUGACAGAAAAAAGCUCCAGCAAGGAGACUGCAGACACUUCCUGUUCACCACGGACCGGGCUCUUCCAUCACAUGACAAAGGGACAGACAGCCAGUCCGAAUGUAGAAGUCUCUCUCAUUUCAUACCUCCAUCACAGUCCUGCUGUUCAUUCAACAGUCAGGGAUGACUUCUUGUGUGACAGAAUACAUUUUUGCGAAAACACAUAUUUGGGAGUCUUGAUUGAUUUGGGUGAAUGAUAAAUAUUAAAGAAUAAAUUCUGUAUCCCAAAGUUAUCUUUUUUAGAAAUCUGAUUGUUUUCCUUAGUUUUUAAGGCUAAUAUAAGAUUGCAUGGGCAGUAAAUACUGACUCACCAAUCAUGUCAAAAUGUAUUAAAAUGUCACUUCAUUAUGUAAUAACACCGCAAUAUGUAAUAAUCUGCCGCAUUUUGUUAUAAAAAACCUGAACCCAAUAUGUAACAAAUGUCUCCGCAUUUUGUAAUAAAGUAUUACAUAAUGCCAAGGGUUGCACUUUUUUACGAAAAUGUAAUAAUAUGGUGCAUUAUGUAACAACCAACCAAAAUGUAUUUUUUUUCUCUACUGGCUUUGAGAGGCAUAUGAAGAAAAACAUCAAAAAGUAAUAAAUAUAGCCUAUUUCACAUCAAAUAUUUGAAUUGCUUGUCUUAUCUUUACUUACAUGCAUUAUGUAUUAUUUAUUACAAAAUGCGGCAGAUUAUUACAUAAUGAAGUACAAGUAUUACAUUUUGACAUUUCAUUACAUAAUGUGGUGGUACAGGCCCCAUUGGAUGGUAAAUGAUCAAGUUCAAUAAACAAUUGUGUUGGAA